CCAUCGAAGGGAGAUUUCUAGGGAGCAGAGUGGAGGGGGGGGUUACCGGUGUUUUUUUUUCCAGAUAAAGGCUUUUUUUGAAAAAGGAGGGGGGAACGGCGACGCGGCUGUCUCUCCCCAAAGGCGACCACGAAGAAAAGUGGGCCUCCCCCCUCCCAAAGAGGGAGAGUUGCAAGGAGAAGGAGGCCGGGGGGCGCAGUUCACGGAUUCCGUGGCAGCGCGGAGGCCACGGCCGAACAUUCUCCAUGAGGAGGGGUAGAAGAUGCCGGCUUUGCCCGCGCUGCUGCUGCUGCUGAUUCUCGGCUUCGCCCACAAGAGCCUUGAGGUGCUGUCAUCUCUGCGCAUGGCCGCCAUUUUGGAUGACCAGACGGUGUGUGGCCGGGGAGAGCGACUGGCCUUAGCUUUAGCCCGUGAGCACAUCAACAGCAUCAUCGAAGUGCCCGCCAAAGCCCGCGUGGAGGUGGAGAUCUUUGAAUUGCAGCGGGACAGCCAGUACGAGACCACAGACACCAUGUGUCAGAUCCUGCCCAAAGGUGUGGUUUCGGUCCUGGGCCCGGCAUCCAGCCCAGCUUCUGCUUCUAUUGUCAGCCACAUCUGCGGGGAGAAAGAGAUCCCCCACGUUAAGGUGGGCCCCGAGGAGACCCCCAAGCUGCAAUAUUUGCGCUUUGCUUCCGUCAGCCUGUACCCCAGCAACGAGGACGUCAGCCUGGCCGUUUCCCGCAUCCUCAAGUCCUUCAACUACCCCUCGGCUAGCCUCAUCUGCGCAAAGGCUGAAUGCCUGCUGCGAUUGGAGGAGCUAGUGCGUCAGUUUCUCAUCUCCAAGGAGACGCUGUCGAUCCGGAUGCUAGACGACACCAACGAUCCAACGCCGCUGCUCAAGGAGAUCCGAGAUGACAAGAUCUCAACCAUCAUCAUUGAUGCCAAUGCUUCCAUCUCUUAUCUCAUCCUCAAGAAGGCUUCAGAGCUGGGGAUGACAACUGCCUUCUACAAGUACAUCCUGACUACCAUGGAUUUCCCAAUCUUGCACCUGGAUGAAAUUGUAGAUGACCACUCCAACGUCCUGGGCUUCUCCAUGUUUAACACCAGCCACCCUUUCUACAUGGAGUUCGUCCGCAGCCUUAACAUGUCGUGGCGGGAGAACUGUGAACUCAGCCCUUACCCGGGGCCUGCGCUGUCAGCAGCAUUGAUGUUUGAUGCGGUGCAUGUGGUGGUGAGUGCUGUGCGGGAGCUGAACCGCAGCCAGGAGAUUGGGGUCAAGCCGCUGGCCUGCACUUCAUCUAACAUCUGGCAGCAUGGAACCAGCCUCAUGAACUACUUGCGCAUGGUAGAGUAUGAUGGGCUGACUGGGCGCGUGGAGUUCAACAGCAAGGGUCAGAGAACCAAUUAUACCUUGCGAAUCCUGGAGAAAGCCCGCCACGGACACCGGGAGAUCGGGGUGUGGUACUCCAACAGGACUCUUGCCAUGAAUGCCACGACCCUGGACAUCAAUGUCUCGGAGAGCCUUGCCAACAAGAAUCUGACAGUCACCACCAUCUUAGAGAACCCCUAUGUGAUGCGCCGUGCAAACUUCCAGGAACUGUCUGGCACAGAACAGUAUGAGGGCUUCUGUGUGGACAUGCUCCAUGAACUCGCAGAUAUCCUUAAAUUCCGCUUCCAGAUCAAACUGGUGGAUGAUGGCCUCUAUGGGGCGCCUGAGCCCAAUGGAUCUUGGACCGGCAUGGUGGGAGAGCUCAUUAAUAGGAAAGCCGAUCUGGCGGUGGCCGCUUUCACCAUCACAGCUGAGCGGGAGAAGGUCAUCGACUUCUCCAAGCCCUUCAUGACCCUGGGGAUCAGCAUCCUGUAUCGCGUACACAUGGGACGCAAACCAGGGUAUUUCUCCUUCCUGGACCCUUUCUCCCCAGCCGUUUGGCUUUUCAUGCUGCUGGCCUAUCUUGCAGUCAGCUGUGUCCUCUUCCUAGCUGCCCGGCUGAGCCCCUAUGAAUGGUACAACCCUCAUCCCUGUCUCCGGGAGCGGCACAACAUACUGGAAAACCAGUACACGCUUGGCAACAGCCUCUGGUUCCCUGUUGGGGGCUUCAUGCAACAGGGGUCGGAGAUCAUGCCUCGGGCCCUCUCUACCCGCUGCGUCAGUGGAGUCUGGUGGGCGUUCACUCUGAUCAUCAUCUCCUCCUACACGGCCAACCUUGCUGCCUUCCUCACCGUGCAGAGGAUGGAGGUGCCCAUCGAAUCAGCAGAUGACCUGGCAGAUCAAACCAACAUUGAAUAUGGGACUAUCCACGCUGGCUCCACAAUGACCUUCUUCCAAAAUUCUCGGUACCAGACAUAUCAGCGGAUGUGGAAUUACAUGCAUUCAAAGCAACCUAGUGUCUUUGUAAAGAGCACAGAAGAGGGGAUUGCCCGGGUGCUGAAUUCGAAAUAUGCCUUCCUGCUUGAGAGCACGAUGAAUGAAUAUCACCGGAGGCUCAACUGCAACCUCACACAGAUUGGGGGGCUGCUGGAUACCAAGGGCUAUGGCAUCGGCAUGCCUCUAGGCUCCCCGUUCCGGGAUGAGAUCACCCUCGCCAUCCUGCAGCUUCAGGAAAACAACCGUCUGGAGAUCUUGAAACGCAAAUGGUGGGAGGGAAGCAAGUGCCCUAAAGAAGAGGAUCACCGGGCCAAAGGGCUGGGCAUGGAGAACAUUGGAGGCAUCUUUGUGGUGCUGAUUUGUGGGCUCAUCAUUGCAGUCUUCGUUGCUAUCAUGGAGUUUGUAUGGGCCACGCGCCACUCUGCUGAACACGAAGAGAUCUCGGUGUGCCAGGAGAUGCUGCGGGAGCUGCGCCAUGCUGUUUCUUGCCGCAAGCCAACCCGGUCCCGCCGCCGCCGCCGCCACUACACCACCCGAGGAGCGCUGUCGCUGCGCUCUGUCCGUGAGAUGCGCCUCAGCAAUGGCAAGCUCUAUUCGGGGACUCUUGUGUCGGAGCCGGGCCCUCAGCGCCUCUUGGAAGAGCCCCCCCGGCCUUGCACCCACGUCCGCAUCUGCCAUGAGUGCCGGCGCAUCCAGACUCUUCGGGGAGCCCCCCCACCUCCUCGGGGGGCCCCGCCCUCUAAGGAGGGCACUCCACACCGGGGAACCCCCCGCGAACAAAGCGGGCAGGAGUGACACCCCCUCACUUGCUUGUUGCUCCUUCCCUACCUUGGCCCGGCCUUCGCUCCCUUGCGGAGGCGCCUGCUGUUAGACAUGUACGCUGUGCGUAUGCCCUGACUUGGGAACCCAGGCCUGAGGGGACCCCCCUCCCCUCACCCCAGCACAGAGUCCCUUGCCCUAGGGGUAGAGUGUGGAAAAUCCUUGCAGUCCCACCCCGAGUGCUCUGGAGAGGGAUGCCCACACCUCUUCCCUAAAACCAAGGGGGAGAGUCCUUUUCUAAUCCCCACUUCCUGUGGGGAAGAGACAUACACACCCCAGGCAAGUCUUGUCCUUGGGAUGAUAGCUCUGUGGGCACCUGUCUCAGACGCUGUAGCAAGACGGACUCCAGACUUUCUUACCGAGAAAGAUAAUAAACCAAUAUCCACUUUUCUGGGAGAAGCUGCCCUGCAGAUAUCUCCCCCGCCCCACAGACUCCCUCUUCUUACAUGGGCCGUGCCCCCUCCAGCUCCUCCUAGCCCUUCCACAGUAUAGCUGCACCCCCUACCCCCCUGGAGACCCCUUUGUGCUGUUCCCCCCCCAUUCCUUCACUCCGUUGAGGGAGUUGCUCAAGCAGACGCGCCCAACGGGGGAGACAAUCCCGCACUGCCCCUCCACGGACUUGCUGGGAAACGAAACUUCCGGCCACUUGCUGGAAUGGGACAGUUUGCCUUCUUUAUAUGCGUGUGUGAUGAGGGGAAGGUUGGAAUCCCUGUUGGAAAAACUGGCUAGUGGUGGUGAGGAGACCCCAACCCAUCCUAAGAUGAGUGAGGAGGCGGCGGGGUGUGUGUGAGCAAACCAUACGUUGGCGAUUGAGACUGAACUCAGGGUCAACUAAGCCACCUUCUGAGGAGGAAUCGUGGGUCCCCCCACUGCCGGUUGGAUCCCACCUUUUUAACAAAGCAACCUGGAGGAAUACCGGACCAAGAUCUGAAGGGGGCAAUUGGGGAGAAAACAACCCCUAACAGAGAUAACAAAGAAACCCAACUUUGGUGUGGGUGGGGGAGGGAAGCGAACCGCACAGGAUCCUGGAAGGAGAAAAUAGUGAGGAGCGAGGCUGGGUCUGUGGGGCCCACUCCCCACGACGUGUUGUCUGUCUUUUUUUAAUUUUUGUUUCAUUCUUUUUUCUUUUUUUUUGGAGAAAUUUCUAUAGAAGCCAAAAACUGGAGACUUUAGUGGCAACCCCAAAAGACAAAUAAACAUGAAAAUACUUGAUUCUUUUAUGCGAGUG
Molecule: messenger RNA, 4391 nt
Organism: Rhineura floridana
Lineage: Eukaryota; Metazoa; Chordata; Lepidosauria; Squamata; Rhineuridae
Gene: GRIK5
Product: glutamate ionotropic receptor kainate type subunit 5
Exons: 20
Coding region: 263-3139 (958 amino acids)
Biological process (GO): monoatomic ion transport; modulation of chemical synaptic transmission; synaptic transmission, glutamatergic
Cellular component (GO): kainate selective glutamate receptor complex; postsynaptic membrane; presynaptic membrane
Molecular function (GO): transmitter-gated monoatomic ion channel activity involved in regulation of postsynaptic membrane potential; kainate selective glutamate receptor activity
Source: RefSeq, a predicted model, not a curated record